This is a messenger RNA of Capsella rubella, 1148 nucleotides long. RefSeq lists its product as uncharacterized. Gene Ontology annotation, molecular function: SNAP receptor activity. NCBI's taxonomy places the organism in Eukaryota, Viridiplantae, Streptophyta, Magnoliopsida, Brassicales, Brassicaceae. The transcript has 7 exons. Gene Ontology annotation, biological process: retrograde vesicle-mediated transport, Golgi to endoplasmic reticulum. The coding region runs from base 235 to 954 and encodes 239 amino acids. Gene Ontology annotation, cellular component: endoplasmic reticulum; SNARE complex. The record is from RefSeq and is a predicted model, not a curated record.
GAUUUUAUCAAAGAUGAGAUUCCAAUAAGAAGAUCUUCUCUAUAAUCGAGAAAUUACGAGAACCUAGCCUCGCCGGAUCACCGUAUCUUCAGUACGACGCCGUUUAAUCUCCCGGAGGAGCUACACACAGUGAUUGAUCUUUUUUCUUCUUCUUUUGGUGCUCUUAGAAUCUCGAAUUGGGAGUUUUUGAUUGAUUCUGUAACUUUUGGGUCUCUGUGAUUGAGACAUUUGACGAUGGGGAUAAGCAAAACGGAGAUCAAUUUCCGGAGAUUGCUUUCCGCUGCACCUAAUCAGCAGAAUCAGUCGAAGCUUAUUCAUUAUGUUGCUACAUUGAGGGAACUAUUAGAACAACUCUCGGAAGAGAAGACCCCUGAAGGGCUUCCCAGAGUUACAAAAGCUAAGGUAAAUGAGUAUUAUGAGAAGAUUGAAGCUGUUGCUUCGAAGAUAGUUUCUCAAGUGCCUGACACAGAGGUAUCUGAUGAACCCUUUGCCAAAGAUUCCACUAGUGGGAGCUCACCGAAAAUAGAAGAUGAUCCUCGAAGCCCUACUUCUCCACAGCUGAGAAGAAGAAUCGUGCCUGCAAGUUCCAAGGAGCAAAGCUUUGAUGCUGUUGAUGGUGAUUCAUCGAAACAAAUAAAAUUAGACUCUGCAGCUCAAGCGAACAUUGACAAGCACAGAAAGCUUCAAGAGGAUCUAACCGAUGAAAUGGUGGGACUUGCAAGACAGCUCAAGGAGAGAAGUCAAGCGAUAAGCCAAUCUGUGCAAAAUACAGAAAAGAUACUUGACUCCACCGAGGAGGCCAUUGAGCAAAGCUUAGCGAGCACAGGACACGCAACCACAAGAGCCACAAAGAUAUAUUCACAAAGCUCAAAGACAAGUUGCUUCCAGUGGCUACUGAUCUUCGCCAUGACCUGUGUGUUCAUAAUGGUUGUCCUGUUGAUCCGAGUUACAUAGAAAAUGGUUCGGACUGAGAAUCAGAUUAGUGAAACUCUAAAGUACAUUACAGUUUGUUAAAGUUAUGUUGCCUUGGUGUAAAUUCUGAGUUGGAUAUGUGAAAUCAAACAUGAGACCUUUGAUUCUGAAGAGAUUUCUGGUUUACAUUUUGAGAACUGAAACCUCUUAAUUUAAUGGUUUUUAUUUUUAUGUUA